Messenger RNA from Porites lobata, 1694 nucleotides. The record is from the annotation of a GenBank genome assembly. Lineage: Eukaryota; Metazoa; Cnidaria; Anthozoa; Scleractinia; Poritidae.
AUGGGGAAGGACAAAGCGGACAAGAAUCCGAGCAAAAGGCUGAGAGAAAAUGGCUCGCAAACGGAUGAAGAUGAUGAACAUGUGGGCGUCGGUGGAGUAAUGUCAGCACGCCUCGAGGAAAUGAACACUAAACUAGAUCAAGUUUUAACAGCGUGUGGUGAAAUUGCACUACUAAAAGAUGAAAUACGCAAGCUGAGAGAUGAAGUAAAGAAUUUAAAACAAUCUUUGCAAUCUGCCGAGGAAGAAAUUGAAAGUCUACAAGAAAGUCAGAAAGAAACUUCUGCACAAGUAAAAGAAAACAAUGAAGACAUUGACUUCUUGUUCGAGGACAUUGGAGCGCUAAGACGCAGAAACAUCAAGUUGGAAGCCUAUACAAGACGUGAGAAUGUAAGAAUUUUCAAUGUCGGGGAAGAAGAGGAUGAAAAUACUGAAGAGCUGGUAAGAAGUGUCUUCGUCGCUAAUUUGAAAAUUCCGGCGGAUAAAGUCAACGAUAUCCGCUUUGAGCGAGUUCACCGAAUCUCCACUGAUAAUUCUAGUCUAAGAGCUCCGUCCUAUCCCAAACCAAUUAUUGCUCGUUUCAGUCAUUAUCAGGACAAAGAAUAUGUUCGCUCCUUCUAUAAGAACUUAAAAGGAACCAACAUCGGUUUCUCAGAUGAUUUCCCGAAAGAAAUUGAAGAAAUUCAUAGAAAACUAUAUCCAGUGCUUAAAAAGGCCAAGCAGGAUAAGCAAAAAGCCUUCUUUAAUUUCGAAAAAUUGAUAAUCAAUGGCCAAAUAUACAGAGGAAAAGAAACUAAAGACCUUCCCUAUUAUUGUAAAAUGGCAAAAAAUUAUUAAUGUAUUAAUUCCAUGAUCGGUUGCAAACUGAACAGUUAAUCUACGUCCACUAGAUGUUAAGAAUUUUGUUUAAUAUCAGUUUAUAUGUAAAUGUACUAUGUGUUCUGUUCUGUUUUAUUAUUUUUAUUUGGAGGAGAAAAUGUCUUUUAUUUCACUCAUUUUGAAUGCUUCGUUAAACAUUGGAAAGUACUAAUCCCAAACAAUAUAUGCAUUUUUAUAAAACACAACUGAAACGGCAGAUUUAUUUAAAUUAGUUUCUUUGAACGUAAGGGGCAUAAGUAAUUUUCAUAAAAGAAGAACCACGUUCACCUGGUGCCGAAAAAGAAAAGCUGACGUAAUAUUCCUGCAAGAAACGCAUUCAAAAGAGGAUUCAGAAAAACAAUGGGCAAAUGAAUGGGGUGGUAAAGCAUUUUUCUCACAUGGUAGUCCAAAUUCAUGUGGGGUUGCGAUAUUGAUUAGGAAUAAUUUUAAUUGUGUAAUCCAAAAAUCCAUUGUUGAUCCCCAGGGAAGAUUUAUUAUUUUGAAGGCAGGCAUUCAGGAUAAGGUGUACAUUUUAGUUAAUAUUUAUGAGCCAAACAAAGAUAAAGUCAGCGGCAAAUUUUAUAAAAACCUACAUAGAGUGCUACAGACAGAAGACUUAGAUUGUGAAGAAAAUAUAAUAAUUGGAGGGGAUUUUAACUGUCCUCUUGACCCUAAGCUGGAUAAGAAAGGUGGCGUUAUGGUUCCUAGAAAAAUGGUUAUUGAUAAUAUUGAAUGUUUACAAAAUGAAUUGGACCUUGUCGACGUCUGGAGAAUUAAAAAUCCGCAAUCUAGAAGUUACACUUGGAGCCAAAAAUCUCCACCAAUUUUCUGUCGUUUAG